AUGCACGCCUGUGUCCGCGUGUGCGCGCGUCCCCCAUUCGAGACGAGCGGAUACAGGACCCGUUCCGGCAGGAGGGCCUCUGAGGCUAAAGAAAAAACAUGGACAAAAAGUCUCAGGAACGAGAAGCAGCCGCCGUCGCCAGCAGCCCCCUGCCCAUCUGUGGAUGAGCCUGUUCUGGAAGCUUCACACACGUGGAGUCUCACGCCCUUUGUGUCUGGGGCGUUUGGUGACUCCAGGUUUACCUCUGGAGGAACAGCCACUGUUUUCCACGGUGGCCGCAGCGUUUCGCUUCCCGCUGGGAGGGCUCCAGCCCCCACAGCCUGGCCCACACUCGUCAUCCGCCCUCGUGGGUCUGAGGGUCUGAGGCGCCAGCUCACUGUAGGUUCAGUUAGCAUUUCCCUGACGGCUGAGCGCGUCUUCGUGUGCUUGUUGGUCAUUCAUCCAACUGCUGUGCGGAAACACGCAUCAAAGCCGCUGAGGAAUUUGGAGCCAGCGGCUCCCCCGCCCCCCCCCCCCACCCCCCGGCCACCAGGCAGCCAGGAGCAGAAGCCCCUGCAGGACCGCGGAAGCGAGCUGCCCCAUCGUGACUUCACAGCCGUCACUCCGCCCUUCCAGCCCCCCAGGAUCGCAGGCAAGACAGGUUUCCUGUGGCCGUGUCACCAAGGACCACGGUCGGUCCGGGUUUCCAGAGAACGACACUCAAGUAUUCCCCCUGCGUGGGGCCUGGCGGGGCGACUCCUUCUGGAGGCCGUGGGGGAGUCUGCCUGGUGUUGCCGGAGACCUUGGUGCCCCGGGGUUCACGGCCCCAUUCCCCCCAUCCCCCACCCGUCAUCAGUCGUCACACAGCUUCUCCCUGCGUCCCUGCCUGCAUUUCCCUCUUACAAGGACAUGAGCCAUUGCAUCAGGGCCUCCCUGCUCCACCAUGACCUCAUUCCAACGUAUCACGUCCGUGGAGACCCUACUUGCAAAUACGGCUGCGUUUCUGGCUGCCAGAGGUCAGGAUGUGGACACACUGCUUGGGGACCACCAUCUAACCCAACACAGGCCUUUGGGGUUCCCUCCUGUGCACUCGUGGCCUGAGCCCCAGACUAGAUGUGGCCUCCCCUUCCUGCCUUCCCGUCUCUGGCAGCCACUUCCGGUGGGCGCCUGUCACAGCUGCCGACGUGUGCUGCCCUCGGUCUGUGUCUGUUGUCCACCUUCCUGAGGCCCGGUGCCCGGCAGAGGCCUGUGUCCCCACCGCCAGCACCUUGACAGAAAGGCCCCUGGCCUACCCUUCUGCGUGGGCUGCACACGGCGACCCCUGCCCACGAGGACCGUGUGGAGCCCGACCGGCACACCCGGCCGGAGACCAAGGUCAACGUCAGCGGUGAGGAGCCUCGUGGGCAGCGGGGGCCCCAGGUGUGACGGCAUGAGCCAGA
Messenger RNA from Herpailurus yagouaroundi (jaguarundi), 1418 nucleotides. RefSeq lists its product as uncharacterized. The record is from RefSeq and is a predicted model, not a curated record. NCBI's taxonomy places the organism in Eukaryota, Metazoa, Chordata, Mammalia, Carnivora, Felidae. The transcript is spliced from 3 exons. Bases 1 to 1080 code for a protein of 359 amino acids.